GAGAGGCAUCCUACCUGAUGGAGAGCACAGCAGUGUCCUAGACCAGCAUCUUGAAAUUAAGAAACAAAAACACCUGUGAAAGAAUCUGAGGAUUGCCUUUUGUGGUGGUUAUAUAUCUACAUCGAAAGUAUUAGUAACUGCCUUAAAAGUCUAAGAAGAACCAUGGAGGACAGAAGCAGCUGCAACAAUGACCGGGAGCGCUUGGGAAUACGCUUCACCAUAGACUACCUGCUGUACAACAAGGACAGUAAGUGUAUGAGAGAAGAGCAAAAUAUUCCCGCAGUGGAGCAGACCCCUCAUAGCCUACUGGAGGGCCAGAGUCCUGACAUCCUCUCAGUGAGGAAAAUUAUCAAACCUGGGAGCCCUGAGAAGGGGCCAGAGGGAGAAGAGGGGUCAGAGGAGGAGAAUGAAGAGGAGGAGGAGGAGAUCAAAGGGGGGAAAGAUGAAGAGGAAACCACUACAGACAGCCCACAGGACAAGCCUUCUCAGUCCUACAUCUCCCUUAUCUCCAUGGCCAUACUUGCUUCAGAGGAGAAGAAGCUCUUGCUGUGUGACAUCUACCAGUGGAUCAUGGAUAACUACCCCUACUUCAAGAGCAAGGAUAAGAACUGGAGGAACAGCGUCAGACACAACCUGUCCCUGAACGAGUGCUUUGUGAAGGCUGGUCGGAGUGACAAUGGUAAAGGCCAUUUCUGGGCCAUCCACCCUACUAACUUCCAGGACUUCUCCAAUGGAAACUACCAUCGCCGCCGGGUUCGCCGCCGGAUCCGCAGAGUAACAGGACAGCUCCCCUACGCCCUGCACACACCCUAUUACCCCCUCCAUAGGCCCAGGGGGGUGUGGUGCUGGUGCUGUCCCCCAGCCCACCCUCUCUCCGCAGCCCACCCUCUGUCCUACGUCUCAGCCAGGAUCUAUUGGAGCUGGGCCAGCCUGCAGACCAGACGACACCCAUCCACGCUUCGGUUCAAUAGCACCACAUAGAAUUGGAUGCAUGUUGGAUGUUGGUCUGUUCUUUAUAUGACAGGUGGCUGAGAGAGAUGUAUUGAGUAUGAUUGUGAAAUCUGU
This is a messenger RNA of Oncorhynchus keta (chum salmon), 1065 nucleotides long. Its product is annotated as forkhead box protein G1-like. Gene Ontology annotation, biological process: regulation of transcription by RNA polymerase II; anatomical structure morphogenesis; cell differentiation. Gene Ontology annotation, molecular function: RNA polymerase II cis-regulatory region sequence-specific DNA binding; DNA-binding transcription factor activity, RNA polymerase II-specific. The transcript is spliced from 2 exons. Bases 163 to 981 code for a protein of 272 amino acids. Lineage: Eukaryota; Metazoa; Chordata; Actinopteri; Salmoniformes; Salmonidae. The record is from RefSeq and is a predicted model, not a curated record.